Molecule: messenger RNA, 5330 nt
Organism: Cyprinus carpio (common carp)
Lineage: Eukaryota; Metazoa; Chordata; Actinopteri; Cypriniformes; Cyprinidae
Product: synapsin-1-like
Exons: 15
Coding region: 590-2626 (678 amino acids)
Biological process (GO): neurotransmitter secretion
Cellular component (GO): synaptic vesicle membrane; synaptic vesicle
Molecular function (GO): ATP binding
Source: RefSeq, a predicted model, not a curated record
AUCUAAACAAUACAUCCCCGACCUGUCCCCUGCGUAAAGAACGUGCGCAACGGGAAAAACUGACGAUGGGUCAGAAAAAAUGACAAGGGGAAAACACUGGGCGGAUUACUAGGAUUGGAUGGCACGAGUGAUGCAAUCCCUGCAUCCUCCGAUACCCCAACUGGAUUGCGGAGAAUCUGGCCGUAUAUUUUGCCUCACCGAAUUUCAUUUAUGACAAUUACUACCGUUACCGAGCGAGCACACUUUUAACAAGUGCCUCUUCGUUACGUGUGUAUUUCUCUACGCCCGUGAAAUAGGACCUAAACAUCUUCAACAUCAAUGGAAGCAGAAUGAAAUCUUAUGCCAAUUGUUGAACGAGUGAUUGCAUCUUUGCAUGUUGUGAAGCACGACCUUUGCUUCGAGGUGCACCCUGGAGAAUUGCGUAUCGACUCGUUUUCGCCUCUCGUUUUAAACUGAAACGCUCGGUUGCAUCCUAGAUAUCAGAUACUUGAUCGGUUUUCCAUUCGUCUCGGAAUUUUUUUUUUUUUUUUUUUGGCCGUCAAAACCUACAGGGAAAUAAUUUACCGUCGCAUCCCUUUUCAUCUUCACUAUGAAUUACCUGCGACGUCGACUAUCGGACAGUAAUUUCAUGUCCAACUUGCCCAAUGGCUACAUGAGCGAUUUACAGCGGCCCGAUCCGCCGCAGCAGAGCCCAGCCCCGGUGCUCUCGCCGGGCUCUCAAGAGAGGCGUCCACCCCCCAGCCAGUCUACCGGCGCCGGCUUCUUUUCCUCCAUUUCCAACGCCGUCAAACAGACCACCGCCGCAGCCGCCGCUACCUUUAACGAGGCCACCGAGAGAGGAAUCGGUUCGAGCAACGCCAAGAUCCUCCUGGUCAUUGAUGACCAGCAGACAGACUGGGCAAAGGUGUUCAAAGGCAAGAAGGUUCAUGGUGAAUUUGACAUCAAAGUAGAACAGGCUGACUUCUCUGAGGUUAAUCUGGUGGCUCAUGCAACAGGAAGCUACAGCGUGGACAUUGAGGCCAUCCGCAAUGGCAACAAAAUCACAAAGUGUUUCAAGCCAGAUUUUGUGCUGGUGCGACAGCAUGCUUUCAGUAUGGCCAAGAAUGGCGACCACAGAAACAUUGUGAUUGGACUUCAGUAUGCUGGUCUGCCCAGUGUCAACUCCCUUCACUCGGUCUACAACUUCUGUGACAAACCAUGGGUGUUCGCUCAGUUGUCCAGAUUGUACAAGCAGUUGGGUCCAGAGGAGUUCCCACUGAUCGACCAGGUUUAUUACCCCAACCACAAGGAGAUGAUCACCACACCUGGCUUUCCUGUGGUAGUGAAGAUGGGUCAUGCUCACUCUGGCAUGGGAAAGGUCAAAGUGGACAAUCAAUAUGAUUUCCAAGACAUUGCUAGUGUUGUAGCUUUGACAAAGACCUAUGCCACAUCUGAGCCUUUUAUUGACGCCAAAUAUGACAUCCGAAUCCAGAAAAUCGGUGACAAUUACAAGGCCUACAUGAGGACAUCUAUAUCAGGCAACUGGAAGACCAACACUGGAUCAGCCAUGUUAGAGCAGGUGGCCAUGUCUGACAGGUAUCGCAUGUGGGUGGACGUAUGCUCUGAGGUUUUCGGAGGUCUUGAUAUAUGCGCUGUAGAGGCAUUGCAUGGUAAAGACGGUCGAGAUUACAUCACAGAGGUCGUGGGCUGCUCAAUGCCUCUCAUAGGAGACCAGCAGGAUGAGGACCGGGCUCUAAUAGCUGAUCUUGCUGUGGCUAAAAUGAACCAGACUGUGCCACGCACUUCAGCUCCCACUCCAGUCCAUUCUCAGGGCCCAGCUGUUUCACCUCAACCCAUCUCUCAGUCAAGAGCCCCCCAGGCACAACAGCGCCCCCCUCCACAGGGAGGUCCACAACAAGCAGCUGCUAGCACUACUGCUGCCCGUCAAGGAGCCCCACCACAACAGCGCCCCUCUCCCCAGGGCCAGCCCCCUGCCCAAACCCAGUCUGUGACCAGUCCUAAUGCCCAGAACCCCCCUGCCCAACAAACCCGGCCCAAUCAACCCCCACAGCGACAAGCCAGUCAAGGGGCCGCAGGUCAGCAGAGGCCCCCCACAGCACAGGGUCCCACCCAGCGUGGCCCAGGUGGAUCUCCUCAGUCACCGAGGCCCCAGCAAGGUGGUCCGCAACAGCAGUCACAGAGGCCUCAAACUGGUGGCCAGGGUCCCAAACCAGCUGGCCAGCCUCAGCAGAGGCCUCAACAGCCAAGACAAGGCCAGCCAACCAGGCAGCCUACCCAGGGUGGGUCACAGCCGACCCAGGACCCCCCUCAACCAGCCCCACAACAGCAGGGCAGUCCCCGCCCUCCUACCACUCAGCAACCACGGCCUACUGCACAGGGCCAGGGAGGUCCAGGAGGUGCACGACCUCCCUUGCAGCAGAAACCCACACCUCCACAGAAACCAAGUCCUGAUCACCCAGCUCUGAGUGGAUCGCCGCAGCUUAACAAAUCCCAGUCUCUUACCAAUACAUUCAACAUUCCAGAAACGCCGGCCGCCCAGCACCAAAGUCCUAGUCAGGACGAAGCCAAGGCUGAGACCAUCCGCAACCUUCGGAAAUCCUUUGCAAGCCUCUUCUCCGUGGAAUAAACACACACACACACACACACACACACACACACACACACACACACACACACACAGAGAGAGAGAGAGAGAGAGAGAGAGAGAGAGAGAGAGAGACACACAAACACACAUAGACAGAGAGGUUAUGGAGUCUUUCUAAAAAAAAACAUGCAAACACAGACAUUCGUCAAGUGUACACAGAAAGGACCAAUUAUAUCACACAUUGCAGUGCACAUCAGAUCUGUGCACGUCAAUUUGCAAUGCGACAUUAAUAAAACACUGCCUGCACUAAUAAAGACUGCAGUAUGAAGUGAGAAAUCACAGCAUUACUGCAGUUAGAUCUUUUAACACAACUGAAUUCUUUAGACACAUUCCCAGUUUUUCGAGUCCAACCAAUGGAGGGAGGUGUGAAAAUAAAAUACCACACACAGAAACACUCACAUGCACCCUUUUACACUACCUACACAGUGACUGGACCCGCAUACACUUAGCACACGUGCUAACUUUUGCCUAUUCAUUCCAGUCUCAUAUUAUUAACUUAUAAUCCUAGAUCCUUUUUGAAAAUGAAAAGUUUUGGUGGACAUUUUGUUGUAAAACCAUCCACCGCCAUGCUCUCUCAGAUAUAUGAUAUCUGAAGUAUGUCUGCUAAUUGUUUGAAGCAUGUUCUGUUACAAUAAGGGGCACCAUCUAAUGAUUUGACCACGCGACACAUUGUACUGUAACCGAAUGGUGUAUCGUUCCGUAUUUUACAUGCUUGAGCAGGAUUUAGGAUUUUGCAAUGAUGACCCAUUGUGGCGUUGUUAAAAUUUUGCACAAGCUUCCAUCAUCGAAACUUACCCCCGUGGCUGUUAGUGCUAGCCACUUGCGAUACUUGCAUGUCACUUAAGGAGAACAUAGUUGCACAAUGUGGGUGGUCUUGCUUUGUGUCGUGUCGUUGCACCUAGAUAAGGUAGUUGUAGUGAAAACGUUGUUUCAUUUUCGUGAGCAAGCUGUCGCUGCUUCCCUGACGUCCCUUUUCCUGACAAAACACACACAAUGGUACACCUUCCGACGUGUUGAAUAUGCCUUAGCCAGAUAGGCAUACAAAAAGAGAUUGGUGUUGUGCAAUCACAUAUGUCUCAGGGAUGUCCUGAAGAGAAAGACACAAUGACCUAGCGUCGGUGAUCAGGUCUUCCAACCCAUUACUGUAGAGAGUUACUGAUUGCGAAGGCCAGUAAAUGGAGGAAUCUGUCGAAUGUAUUCGAUUGCUACAUAAACAUGUUUGCACACUAAUACUGUAACACUUGAGAACAUACAAGAUGGUUGAAAGCUCAGGAAGAUUUGUUGCAUCAAGAGAAGGUAUGUUUUGCAUGCUUGGAUGAGCAUGUAGGUGUUUGGAACUGCUUGUUCAUUACACUUGGGCCCUAUGAAAACGCAAAGCCAAAAUACAAAGCCAAGGAUGCCAUCAGCAGCAAACGUCUUCACUGAAAGAUCACCUUUCGAGGAGAUGCUCUUCACAUGUUGGGUUUUAGACUAAACUGCAUUUAGUAUGUCCCAGUGUGAUCCCAGUUACACAAUGUGGAUCCUUAAACCAACUACUCCUGAAACUUCUCGCCAUACUCAAGGAGUUUAGAGCUGAACUGGCAGUGUCUUCCACAAGUGAGGAUAAAACAUCCCAGUACUGGUGUGUUUUAGGCAAUAUAUUUAGUCAAGGAGUCCUGACCCAAUCCCGAAACCUCCCCUGCUUUCCCGCUCACCAGCCUGUUGUGUUUUUUCAUAGUGAUCCUCUUGUGACAAAUGGUGUGUGUUAAUGUGUAUAUAUAUGUAUAAUGUAAUGUGGUACCGUAAACUGUCUAAACCAAAUAGAAGUGUUGUUCAGAUCUUAACUCAACAAACGAUGCAAACGUCCUGUAUUUGAUUUGAUCCUCAAAAGGUGAUCGUUGUGGGUCUUGUGUAAGACAGGAUUUUACUUCAAUCAGUGAUAUAGGUUGUGCAAUAUCUCCACUGUAAACUAAACCUAACAGGUCUGUGUUCUUUAUUUGACCCAUUUUGUGACAAAUGCAGUUGUUAAAACUCAUCUUCAGUGUGUCCAUUGAUAUGAUUGUAAGUGGCUUGACUGGUUCACAUAUGUGAUUAUCUAUAGAUGGUCCUCCAUGAUAUUGUUGUGGCUCAGGCAAACUUUCAGUGCUCUUCUAUGUGGUUCAUGUUUUUAACAGUUAGGAUAGAUAUGUAUGUUAAAUGAUGGCUUUAAUAAAUGUCUAAGGAAUAACUGUAUCACUGAUGCAAUCAAGUUUUGGAGGCAAAUGAAAUUUCAGUAAUUUAUUUGAAUGUUGCAGUACUUAUGGAAACCAUGCCUGAGGUUUGUACUACAUGAUUUGGUUUAAGUUUUUUGGCAUAUUUACAUUUGUGUACUUUCUUAUUUAUAUAGCCUAUUGAGAGGAAUUAUCGCCUUUAAAAAAAAUUUAUUCAAAUGGGUCAUCAUUUCUAAAUAGGUUUGACUGUUUGAUUCUCAGUGAAUUGUAUUGUCUGUUCAUGCCUGCCAAUUGUAUAAAGAAAGGAAGAUAUAAAACUGAAUCAUAAAUAUAUAGAAUUAUAGUCUUAAAUUCUAUUGAAAUGAGAAAUAUUGUUAAACAUUGUGUAGUAUUACACAAACAAAUGCAACUUUGAUGUGAUCUUCAAUGUAGCUUAAUAAUGGUGUCAAAUUACUAUGCUAAAAUGUGCACAUAAUCAAUAAAGUCUAUCAAAUAAA